CUCAAACUUUUGCUCGUCUUCCAGAUAUUGUUCUGAGGAGUAACCAUGAGGAUAGCCAUCUUGUUCGGUCUGGUGGCCAUUGCAUCGGCCGAGGUAUUGCCAUCCACCUCCUAUGGAGCCCCAAACGGAGGGUUCUCAAACGGUUUUGGAAGCGGAGCCGCAAUCAACGGUUUUGGGGCCCCAAGCAACGGUUAUUCUGCACCAAGCAACACCUAUGGACUGCCAAAUGGCGCCUACGGAGUAGACCCUGAGAUUGCCGCUUUGGCCGAGAACAUUCCCGGGGGCGGCGUCCCCGGCGAGGACUACCCCAUCUUGGCUUCCGUGCCCGAAACCGGCUUCUCGUGCGAUGCCCAAGCGGUGCAAGGUUACUACGCCGACACUCAAGCCGGCUGCCAGGUGUUCCAUAUCUGCCAGGACCGCGCCCUCAGGCGCCAACAGGACUCGUUCCUGUGCCCCAACGGUACCAUCUUCAACCAGCAGUACCUGGUAUGUGACUGGUGGUUCAACGUGGACUGUUCUCAAGCUGAGAGCUUCUACUCCGUCAACGAACUCAUCGGAGUCGUUCCCGACGCCGGUUAUGCUUAUGCUGCCGCCACCAACGGCAUCCUCAACGGAAACGGAAACGGAUAUGGAGCCAACGGAAACGGAGCCAACGGAAACGGAAGGAACGGAGCUAAUGGAUACGCUUCCAAUGGCAACGGAGCCACCAAUGGAAAUGGAUAUCGCUCAAACGGCAACGGCGCUAAUGGCAAUGGCAGGAACGGCUAUGCUACUAAUGGCAACGGCAACGGAGUCUCCAAUGGCAAUGGCAGGAACGGCAUUGCUUCUAAUGGCAACGGAGCGAACGGUGCCAAUGGAAAUGGUCUCAACGGCAAUGGGUAUGGAAAUGGAAACGGAUAUAACGGCAAUGGUGUUAACGGCAACGGAAACGGAUACAACGGCAAUGGAAGAAGCGCCCUGAAUGGCAAUGGAAACGGGUACAAUGGUAAUGGCAACGGCAAUGGUGUUAAUGGCAAUGGUGUAAAUGGUAAUGGCAACGGCAAUGGAAACGGAUACAAUGGCAAUGGUGCAAAUGGUAAUGGGAAUGGUGUUAACGGAAACGGAUACAACGGCAAUGGAAAUGGCAACGGUGUUAACGGCAAUGGAAGAAGCGCCCUGAAUGGCAAUGGAAACGGGCACAAUGGUAAUGGCAACGGAAACGGAUACAACGGCAAUGGUGUAAACGGUAAUGGAAAAAGUGCCCUGAAUGGCAAUGGCAACGGAAACGGAAACGGAUACAAUGGCAAUGGUGCAAAUGGUAAUGGGAAUGGUGUUAAUGGCAACGGAAACGGAAAUGGAUACAACGGCAAUGGUGUAAACGGUAAUGGAAAUGGCAAUGGCGUUAACGGCAAUGGAAGAAGUGCCCUGAAUGGCAAUGGCAACGGAAACGGAUACAAUGGCAAUGGUGUAAAUGGCAAUGGCAACGGCAAUGGAAGAAGCGCCCUGAAUGGCAAUGGAAACGGAUACAAUGGCAAUGGAAAUGGCAAGCUCAACGGCAAUGGAAGAAGCGGUCUGAAUGGCAACGGCGCCUCACCCUUGCCCUCCAGCCCCGACGGCGUCCCCAGCGCCCCCUCGGCCUCCUACGGCGCCCCCUUCUGAGUCCUGAGCGAGACCGACGCCCCUUCCCCGAAAUCCUAACAGGAUCUCCUUAAACUAUGUAUAUUUUUGAUGCUCGAAAAGAUUAUAUAUUUUUGCAAGAAUAAAUAUCGCACGAC
Molecule: messenger RNA, 1754 nt
Organism: Penaeus chinensis
Lineage: Eukaryota; Metazoa; Arthropoda; Malacostraca; Decapoda; Penaeidae
Product: protein qua-1-like
Exons: 2
Coding region: 46-1638 (530 amino acids)
Cellular component (GO): extracellular region
Molecular function (GO): chitin binding
Source: RefSeq, a predicted model, not a curated record